Messenger RNA from Trichomonas vaginalis G3, 951 nucleotides. RefSeq names its product ankyrin repeat and SOCS box-containing protein 6 family. Bases 1 to 951 code for a protein of 316 amino acids. The record is from RefSeq and is a predicted model, not a curated record. The transcript has a single exon. Lineage: Eukaryota; Parabasalia; Trichomonadida; Trichomonadidae.
AUGGUGCGAAUAUCAAUGACAAAGAUAAAUAUGGAGAAACCGCACUUUAUAUUGCAGCAGCAAAUAAUAGAAAAGAAACAGCCGAAUUUCUUAUUUCACAUGGUGCGAAUAUCAAUGACAAAGAUAAAUAUGGAGAAACCGCACUUUAUAUUGCAGCAGCAAAUAAUAGAAAAGAAACAGCCGAAUUUCUUAUUUCACAUGGUGCGAGUAUCAAUGAAAAAAAUGAAUAUGGAGAAACCGCACUUUAUAUUGCAGCAGCAAAUAAUAGAAAAGAAACAGCCGAAUUUCUUAUUUCACAUGGUGCGAAUAUCAAUGACAAAGAUAAAUAUGGAGAAACCGCACUUUAUAUUGCAGCAGCAAAUAAUAGAAAAGAAACAGCCGAAUUUCUUAUUUCACAUGGUGCGAAUAUCAAUGACAAAGAUAAAUAUGGAGAAACCGCACUUUAUAUUGCAGCAGCAAAUAAUAGAAAAGAAACAGCCGAAUUUCUUAUUUCACAUGGUGCGAAUAUCAAUGACAAAGAUAAAUAUGGAGAAACCGCACUUUAUAUUGCAGCAGCAAAUAAUAGAAAAGAAACAGCCGAAUUUCUUAUUUCACAUGGUGCGAAUAUCAAUGACAAAGAUAAAUAUGGAGAAACCGCACUUUAUAUUGCAGCAGCAAAUAAUAGAAAAGAAACAGCCGAAUUUCUUAUUUCACAUGGUGCGAAUAUCAAUGACAAAGAUAAAUAUGGAGAAACCGCACUUUAUAUUGCAGCAGCAAAUAAUAGAAAAGAAACAGCCGAAUUUCUUAUUUCACAUGGUGCGAAUAUCAAUGACAAAGAUAAAUAUGGAGAAACCGCACUUUAUAUUGCAGCAGCAAAUAAUAGAAAAACACAUGCCGAAUCAAUGCAAAAAAAAGUGGAAAAUUGAGAUAUUUUUGAUCGUCUUUUUUUACUUUUUUUCCACUCAAGAAUGA